This is a messenger RNA of Diatraea saccharalis (sugarcane borer), 1574 nucleotides long. NCBI's taxonomy places the organism in Eukaryota, Metazoa, Arthropoda, Insecta, Lepidoptera, Crambidae. The record is from the annotation of a GenBank genome assembly.
GUUCAUUGAUAGGUGCUGUCAGAUCUGUUGCACUAUUUCUUUUUAUGUAAUUCAAAAUAAAAAAAUUCUAAAUUAUUAGGUAAACUCAAAAAAAGGAGCGGAAACUUAGAAACAGGAUAUAUUAAAUUAUUGAAAAUGGGAGCAGUGCACGCUAAGUCAGCAGACAACGCGGGUGAGGUGGGGGGUGGACUAUUUGAAUUUGAAGAGCCCAUCGAACUUGAAGAACCUAUGCCCAAGCCACAGAUCAAACUCGAAGGUGUUAGGGUGCGCCGCGCGCUGGACUCUAUGGGCUGUUUCCGUGAGAUCGGCGUGUUUAUUGACGUGUCGUCGGGGCCUGACGCGACGCCAGAGGGUCUCGAGGUGACGUUCCAAGUGAAGGAGCUGUCGCGCGUGGUGGGCGGCAUCAACACCACCGUCAGCGAGAACGAGGGCAACCUCGUGCUAGGCGUGAAGCUGCCGAACGUGUGCGGGCGCGGCGAGCGCGUGGCGGCCGAGUACAGCGUGGGCCACCGCGCCUCCUCCAACUUCAGCGUGGCCGCCGCCAAGCCCUUCCCGCACCGCCCGCGCGCGCCCACGGCGACGGCGACGCUGUACCAGCAGAACCACGAGUACCCGUGGUCCGGCUACAAGCUGCUGGACCGCGGCCUGCUGCUCGACCUCGCCUUCCACACAUCCGCCGCGACCAAACACAACCUUCAGUGGGAGGGACUCGUGAGGGACACGUCGGUGAUCAACAAGUCGACCAGUUUCAGAGUGCGCGAGAGUAGCGGUCCCCAGAUGAAGUCUGUGGUCCGGCACAUAGUGAGCGUGGACCACCGCGACGAGGCGGUGUUCCCGACGCGCGGGACGUGGGUCCAGUUCUCCAGCGAGGUGGCCGGCCUCGGCGGCGGCGUCGCGCAUCUCAAGACCGAGCUCAACGUGCAGGCCAACGUUCGAGUGCUGGACGAUGUCGUGCUGCAGGCGACGGGCGCGGGCGGCGCGCUGCACGACGUGUUCGGCUCGUCGCUGCCGGACCGGCUGUUCCUGGGCGGGCCCACCUCCCUGCGCGGCUUCCGGCAGCGCGGCGUGGGCCCGCAUGCGGACUCGCAGGCCCUCGGGGGGAAGCUGUACUGGGCGGGCGGCGUGCACGCGUGGGGGCCGCUGCCCUUCACGAGCGCGCGCGCGGGCGUGGCCUCGCUGCUGCGCGCGCACGCCUUCCUCACGGCCGGCUGCCUCUGCGACCCCGACGAGGAGGGCGUGUCGUGGGCGGCGGGGCUGAGCGGCGCGCGCGUGUCGGCGGGCGCGGGGGUGGCGCUGCGGCUGGGGCGGGGGGCGCGGCUGGAGCUCAACUACUGCGUGCCGCUGCGGGCGCGCCCGCACGACGUCACCGCGCCCGGCAUUCAGUUCGGCGUCGGCGCCGACUUCCUAUAGAUGCGGCACACCGGAACACGAAACGCUUAAUUAUACAUAAAUUAUUACCGAAUUGAAUGUAUGAAUGUGGUCGAUUAUUUUAAUACGCGACGCAGACGACGCAGCGCCGCGACGUGUACAUACAGAUAGCUUAGUGAUUGUUAAUAUACAAAUGUUUUAUUAUU